UUUCAAUAUGGCGUACAUCGGAAAACGUCAUUGAGAGAAGUGACACAUCACCCACCUUGAAAAAUUAUCAAAUUCCAUCAAUUACUUAAAAAAACACAGAGCGAGACACAUAUAUCAGUCACAUCAGUUGAUUUAUUGCACUGAUUCCCUCCAUUUUUUUUGGCUUUAUAUUUAUUGUCGAGUCAAAAUCAUCGAAGAUGUCAAGCCCGAGAACCCGACGAGCUCUGAAAGAUCUCAAUGUAAAAGACGGCAAUAAAUUAUGUUUUGAAUGUGGAGGUCAUAAUCCACAGUGGGUUAGUGUCACUUAUGGAAUAUGGAUAUGUUUAGAAUGCUCAGGAAAGCAUCGGUCACUUGGAGUACAUUUAAGUUUUGUUAGGUCAACUACAAUGGAUAAAUGGAAAGACUUAGAAUUAGAAAAGAUGAAAUGCGGUGGAAAUAAUAAAUUUAAAUCUUUCUUACAAUCACAGCCAGAUUAUAAUUCCAAUUGGUCAUUCCAUGAAAAAUAUAACAGUAAAGCUGCUGCUUUAUUUAGAGAUAAGGUAUUGACAGAAGCACAAGGCAAGACAUGGUCUGAAGCCACAUCACCAGCCAGAAAUCAUAUACCACAUUGUGCAUCAAGUUCCAAUUCUAGUUUGAAAUUAAAUCACUCUGCGUCUUCGCCAGCCUUCGGUACCGGUAAUUCAUCCCGAGGUUCUUACAGUUCUGGAGGCGUGUAUCGAGACUUUGAUGCUGGACAAGGAAUGGGUUAUCAGAGUGGAACACAGGAUGACUGGGAUGCAAUGUUUUCACUAAAAAAGGAAGAAAUAAAUGCUCAAAAAGAAGAUUUUUUCGAACGACGACAGAGAGAAAAUGCAGUUAAGCCAGCUGAUCUGCCACCAAGUCAAGGAGGGCGCUAUACAGGUUUUGGAAAUACACCAAAUCCUCCACCAGACAGCGGCAAUAAUGAAUUCUUAGAUGGAGCAUUAUCUUCUUUGUCUUCAGGGUGGAGUACAUUUGCCUUAGGAGCAACCAAAUUUGCAUCAGCUACAAAAGAUGGGGCAAUUAAAUUUGGAUCAGUGGCAACACAAAAGACACAAGAAUAUGCAUAUAAAAUGAACGAGAGUGUUAUUAAACCAACCAAAGAUAAAGUGAAAGAAGGCACUUUACUGGAUGAUCUUUCAAAAGGAACCAAAUCACUCGCUAGUAAGGUAGCUGAAGGCACCACUAAAGGCUGGUCUAGUUUCCAGACAAUAUUUACAGACAAAGACUCAUCACUAGACCAUGUGAAUAAUGUACCACAUCAAGACUCUCCAUUAUUAGCCAGUCAAAGAAAUGAAGAAAGGAUACGAAAUAUGGAUCCUGAUGAUAGCAAUACACCUUUAUUGUACGACAGACCCCCCUCUCCGGCACAGGAAGUUGACGAAGAUAACUGGAACUGGGAUGCGACUGAUUGGAAUAAACCUGUGACUAAUAAUGUUGGUCAUAGCAACACGAAUGAUAGCUGGAAUAACCAGUGGGAUGACGGCACUGCUGGUACUGCUGAUUUAUUAGGGCUAGAUGAUGACGAUGAACAGGACAAAGUAAGUGCCAAAAUGAAUCAUUCAGCACCUAAAGGUAAACUAACUCUUGAAGACACCUGGGAUGAUGCUGGUGGGUGGGACGAGGCUGCCUGGGAAGCUGUGGAAACAGAAAUCAGUACAAAGAAAAACUCCAAGCGAGAUUAAGUCAUUAACAACCUAGCAAAGAGAUAUGUCAUUUGGGAAAAACAGGAAUUGUCACCUGGAAAGAGGCGAUAUACCAUUUAAUGAACCUAUGAACCUGGGAAGAGGAUGUAUUAUUUCAUGAACUAGAAAAUAUGAACCGGGGAAGAAGAC
Molecule: messenger RNA, 1853 nt
Organism: Saccoglossus kowalevskii
Lineage: Eukaryota; Metazoa; Hemichordata; Enteropneusta; Harrimaniidae
Product: ADP-ribosylation factor GTPase-activating protein 1-like
Biological process (GO): regulation of endocytosis; regulation of ARF protein signal transduction
Cellular component (GO): Golgi membrane
Molecular function (GO): GTPase activator activity
Source: RefSeq, a predicted model, not a curated record